UCAGUGUAUAAGCAGUGGUACCGCGACGUCAGUGUCUCUGGCACUGUGCUGAGUUGGUCGUGGCCAGUAGCAACGUCACUCCCUGACGGCGGCAUCGGAGCAGCGCGAGCGGCGAGCGAAGCAGCGAGUCGCUCCGGAACUCAGCGGCGGAGGAAGACGACGUCGGGCGGACAGACAGACGGGCUGUCUUGCUUUUGGACUGACUGGACGGCGACUUUCCGCGUUGGAAACUCAGGCAAACCACUGAGUGGCUCCCUUAAAUAGCUUUGUGUGUAAUUCAAAGUGUCUAAGUAAUACCCGGAGACCAUAAGGAACACAAGAUGCUGAUUUCCAGCGUGGCAUCCCUCAGAAGGACAUCACUGGCCAUGGAUACAGACAGCAGAUGUUUGCAGUAAAGAGGAGAAGAUUGGAGGAGGUAGUGACAGGUGCUGCGUGCCAAGGUGGAUUUGGAGGUGUGGAGGAGAGUUGAAGAUCAUGGGUAAAUCAAACAGCAAGCUCAAACCAGAGGUGGUGGAGGAGUUGACAAGGAAAACCUACUUUACAGAGAAAGAGGUGCAGCAGUGGUACAAAGGUUUCAUUAAAGAUUGUCCAAGUGGGCAGCUUGAUGCUGUGGGCUUUCAGAAGAUAUAUAAGCAGUUCUUUCCCUUUGGAGAUCCUACAAAGUUUGCCUCUUUUGUCUUCAAUGUGUUUGAUGAAAAUAAGGAUGGACGCAUCGAGUUCUCUGAGUUCAUACAGGCCUUGUCUGUGACCUCUCGGGGGACUCUGGAUGAGAAGUUGAGAUGGGCUUUUAAAUUAUAUGACCUGGAUAACGAUGGCUACAUCACCCGAGAUGAGAUGUUGAACAUAGUAGAUGCCAUUUAUCAGAUGGUGGGCAACACUGUGGAGCUGCCAGAAGAAGAAAACACGCCAGAAAAACGAGUGGACCGUAUAUUUUCAAUGAUGGACAAGAAUGCAGACGGGAAGCUGACUCUGCAAGAGUUUCAGGAGGGCUCAAAGGCAGACCCUUCUAUUGUUCAGGCAUUGUCACUCUAUGAUGGACUUGUGUAGAUGGAUCCAACUCAGCAUCCUCCUGUGCGUUACAUGCCAAUCCAGCACCAUCACAACCGUAACGGGAGGAGGCCACGUUUAAUUCGCUCACCCAGAAGUGGACUGCAAACCUUUCGUCGCACGGCCAUACGGCAUCUGUGUCAAGUAGCUGUUCGUCUACAUUUCCAGUCAGGAUUGUAAACAAAUAUAUCCUCUGCCGUGACGGAGAAUUCCAACUCGUCAGCGAAACCCUCAGUCAUUCAUCUGUGCUUUCUGCGGCUAUGUGGCACAGCGUACACACUUGAGUGUUGUGGACUGUACGAGCAUUUCUGCAAGCGCAGUGUUGUGAUUUCCCCACGGACAGUUCAAGGAACUGAAUUCCCUCUGAGAUGUUACUGUGCGUCUUGUUCACAUACUGUAAAGCAAGGGAGGCAUGUAAGCUGCUCUGAGAAACUGCUACAUCACCACAUGCACAGAUGGGAGAUUUGGGGAAGAAUCUGGCAAAAUGUGUGAAAAUGUGAACACUGACUUCAAGUUACAGAGCAGUAUAGUGUAUAUUGUAUAAUGUAUAUAUAAUUUAUUUUCUGCUUUGCUGCAUUUAUGGGAAUUUUACUCAUAAGUAUGGAAUGAAGUUUUAUUUUUUAAUCAAAAGUGUUCGAAAUGUUGCACUGUAUUUUUCAUUAUUAUUGUGGGAUUGUUUUUUUCUCACAUUCUGAAGUUUCCUUUUCCUGAGAGAACAGGGUUUUUAUUUAAAGAAGAGUGUUGAAGGAGGGCAGAGUUUUCUAUAGAUUAUUUUACUAUGUUUGCAGUCUGUGCAUCCUAUUGUGUUUCCACUUCCCUGUUAGCACGAGCGUCUAGUGUCUGCAGUGUUGCACAGCCGCAUCCUGAACGACAUGCACCAGGCAACACAACAAAUUGUCAUAGCCUGCAUCUGAAUUGAGGCUCAUUAUGUCCAUUGAGAGCAUCGUACUCCACCCACCGCACACACAAAGCCUGGUCAUUGAGAGGCACAAACAGACAUCAAUUCUGGUUGUAAAGCUUUUGCGAGCUCUGUGGUUGCAAUUGUCUUCUUAGUAUUUGUCCUGUGAAAGGCCAGAGCAUGUAUUGAUGCCUUUUUUUCCCAUUCUUUGACUAUUUUACGUACAGCAUUAAGAUGUUUUUAUCAGCUUCACUGAUUUUAUGCCUUAUGCAAAUGAUAAUUUACUAAAUGAUAAAUGUCAUUUACCUGUUGAUUGACAGUAUAAGAGCACAGAAUAAAAUGCAUUUAAGUGGCUAACUUUUC
Molecule: messenger RNA, 2308 nt
Organism: Acanthopagrus latus (yellowfin seabream)
Lineage: Eukaryota; Metazoa; Chordata; Actinopteri; Spariformes; Sparidae
Product: neuronal calcium sensor 1
Exons: 10
Coding region: 475-1047 (190 amino acids)
Molecular function (GO): calcium sensitive guanylate cyclase activator activity; calcium ion binding
Source: RefSeq, a predicted model, not a curated record